Messenger RNA from Oryctolagus cuniculus (rabbit), 6144 nucleotides. RefSeq lists its product as uncharacterized. Lineage: Eukaryota; Metazoa; Chordata; Mammalia; Lagomorpha; Leporidae. Gene Ontology annotation, cellular component: nucleus. The record is from RefSeq and is a predicted model, not a curated record. Gene Ontology annotation, molecular function: DNA-binding transcription factor activity, RNA polymerase II-specific; RNA polymerase II cis-regulatory region sequence-specific DNA binding. Gene Ontology annotation, biological process: regulation of transcription by RNA polymerase II.
GUCAAGGUCCAGCUAGGCCCCGCCCCCACAAUCGGUUCCUGCCCACGGCCGACCUCCCGGCUGCGCGCGCAGUUUCCCACAGACCCGGAAGCAGAUCGGGUGGAGUGAAGGUCGGCCGGCGGCUCGAUUGACUCCUAGAGACUCAUGUUACCUGAGGAAGAAGCCCCGAAGAGGAGGAAGAGGGAAGACAAAGUGUCACAAAUGGCUCUUACUCAGGGACGGUUGACAUUCAGGGACGUGGCCAUAGAUUUCUCUCAGGAGGAGUGGAAAUGCCUGGACCCUGACCAGAGGGCUUUGUACAGGGAUGUGAUGCUGGAGAACUACAAGAACCUGGUUUCCCUGGGUAUUUCUCCUACAUGUGUAGUCAAAGAGAUAUGUCCCAAGGGGGACAGCAAUACAGGAGAAAUAUUCCAAACAUUGAGUUUGGAGAGGAAUGAAAGGAACAAUGUCAAAGACUUUUCCCCCAGAGAAGUCCAGAAAAAUCAAAAUGACUUUGAGUUUCAGUGGAAUAAUGAUGAAGGAAAUUUGAAUGACCUGUUUAUAAUUCAUAAAGAAAAUCUCAUCUCUAGAAGAGAUCAACAUGAUAGAAAAGAUGCAAGAAGCAGUGUUAUGAAAACUUGCCUUGGCUCCAGCUUUCAGUCACAUUUGCCGGAACUGCAAAUAUUUCCCUCUGAAAGUGAAAUUGAUGAAUGUAAUUACAUUGAGCAGUCUAUCAACAAUAUCCCCUUAGUUUCACCACCUCAAAGAAUUCCUUCUAGUGUUAAAACUCACAUGACUGAUGAAUAUGGGAAUGAUUUUAUCUACUCGUUGCUCACACAAGAACAGAAAACACAUAUUAGAGAGAAACCUUACAGAUGUGAGGAGUGUGGCAAGAUCUUCAGCUAUACCUCCUCUCUAGCACAUCAUCGGAGAAUUCAUACUGGAGAGAAACCUUACAAAUGUAUUGAGUGUGGUAAGGCUUUUUUCAGACGUUCUUACCUUUUAGUUCAUGAGAGACAUCAUACUGGAGUGAAACCCUAUAAGUGUAAUGACUGUGGCAAAGUCUUCACUCAGAAUUCACAUCUUAUAAGUCAUCGGAGAAUUCAUACUGGAGAAAAACCAUAUAAGUGUAAUGAGUGUGGCAAAGCUUUUAGUAUUCGUUCAAAUCUAACUAACCAUCAGGUUAUCCACACUGGAGAGAAACCCUACAAAUGUAAUGAAUGUGGUAAGGUCUUCAGUCAAACUUCAAGCCUUGCAAUUCAUCGGAGAACUCACACUGGAGAAAAACCUUACAAGUGUAAUGAGUGUGGCAAAGUCUUCAGUUCACACUCAAACUUAAAUACCCAUCAGAUAAUCCAUCGUGGAGAAAAACCUUACAAGUGUUAUGAAUGUGGCAAGGUCUUCACUCAGAAUUCACACCUUGCAAAUCAUAGGAGAAUUCAUACUGGAGAGAAACCUUACAAAUGUAAUGAGUGUGGCAAAGCUUUUAGUGUGUAUUCAAGCCUCACCACCCAUCAGGCAAUCCAUACUGGAGAAAAACCUUAUAAAUGUAAUGAAUGUGGCAAGGUCUUCACUCAGAAUUCACACCUUGCAAGUCAUCGAGGAAUUCAUACUGGAGAGAAACCGUACAAAUGUGAUGAAUGUGGCAAAUUCUUCAGUCAGACUUCAAAUCUUGCAAGGCAUUUGAGAGUUCAUACUGGAGAGAAACCUUAUAAGUGUAAUGAGUGUGGGAAAUCUUUCAGUGUGCGUUCAAACCUAAUUGCUCAUCAGGUAAUUCAUACUGGUGAGAAGCCUUAUAAAUGUAGUGAAUGUGGCAAGGUGUUCAGUCAAACUUCAAGUCUUGCAAUUCAUCGGAGAAUUCACACUGGAGAGAAACCUUACAAGUGUAAUGAAUGUGGCAAAGCUUUUAGUUCUCAUUCAAAUCUAAAUACUCAUCAGAUAAUCCAUCGUGGAGAAAAGCCUUAUAAAUGUAAUGAUUGUGGCAAGGUCUUCACUCAGAAUUCACACCUAGUAAAUCAUCAGAGAAUUCAUACUGGUGAGAAACCGUACAAGUGCAAUGUGUGUGGCAAGGCUUUCAGUGUUUAUGCAAGCCUAACCACCCAUCAGGUAAUCCAUAGUGGAGAAAAACCUUACAAAUGCAACGAGUGUGGCAAGGUCUUUACUCAAAAUUCACACCUUGCAAGUCACCGAAGAAUUCAUACUGGAGAGAAGCCUUACAAGUGUAAUAAAUGUGGGAAAGCUUUUAGUGUGAGUUCAAGCCUAACUACCCAUCAAUUAGUUCAUACUGGAGAAAAACCUUACACAUGUAAUGAAUGUGGUAAGGUCUUUGGCCGGCGUUCAAACCUUGCAAGUCAUCAGAGAAUUCAUACUGGGCUUUUAAAAGCUUACAAAUGAGUGUGGCAAGGCUUUUAGUCAGGAGCCACUUCUUUCACAUUAGAGAAUUCAUUAAGAAAACCUUUAUAAAUGUAAUGACUAUGGCAAACUACUAAUCAAGAGUUUAAACAUUAGUAAAUAUCAAGAAAGUUCAUACUAACCAAUUUUAUAAAUGUAAUUGUAUGGCAGAGGCUUUAUCCUAGACUCACAACUCCCUAGACAUCAAAUUAUACAUCUUGGAUGAAAUCAUACAAAUGUGUUGUACAUGCUGAGGUUAUUACCCAGUGACUCUGUAGAUGAGGAUUGAUGUGAGAAAUACCUUGGUCUCUAGUUUUCCAAGAUUAAUCUUUGAGUUACCUUUUGCAGAAUAUUAUAUUAUGAGAGGCCUGGUUAUCUUCAGGUUAUAAAAUACUUCACUUUAUGUUUCCUAAGAACAGUGCUUUAUUAUAUGUGAUAUUCACAACAACCUUGAAAUCUGUUAGUAAUAUGCCUGCCUUCAGACUUCAUUGUGGUCUCUGUGAAGGAAUUGAGAGGAUGAAAGAUCUUACUUCUUUAGGUGAGCAUCAUUUCCAUCCAGGUAUUGAGGAAAAUGAAUCUUUUUGAAGUUGAAUAUUGUCAGCAUUUGGGAAGAGGCAGAGAAUCAUUCUAAAAGCUAGUAUGUAAGUCAUGCUUGCUGUUUUCAAGGUGCCCUUCAUGGGGACUGUGGAGUAUAGAAAAAAAAUUUUCUAGCAUCUGACCAUAAAAUAGAAUAGCCCAAGACCACAGGAUCCUGGGAUUUAUGUGCGAUAAGAGGACUGUGUUAUUAAGGACCACUUAAGUCAUACAGAGGUGGGCAGGUCUUUGGCCUACUGGUUAAGACACCUAUGCCACACAUCAGGAGUCCCUGGACUUGAUACCCAGCUCUGGUUCCAGAAUCCUGCCACAUAGAUUCAGAGAGGCAGGAGUGAUUGGAUUCUUGCCACUAAUGUGGGAGACCUGGACUGAGUUCUUGGCUUUGGCCUGGCCUGGCCUGGCCCAGCCCUGGCUGUGGAAGGUGAAUGAACCAGUGGAUGAGAUUCCUAUUUCUCUUCUUCCCCCUUUAAAUAGAUUUUUUUAAACAUUAACAUUGAAGUGGUGGUUACAUUUUGUUGCUGUUUGAUUCAAAAUGUAUUGUUGAUGUGAUGUCUGAAUACAAUUUAAUCUUUUAUUACCGUGAGUCAUACUACUACUCACAUAGUUUUGUUCUACCUCAGUAGGAUACUUAGGACAAUAGCUAACUACCCUUUUUACUGCUUCUCCAUGGUUAAUUAAGAGACUAGGUUUUGCAGCUUACACAGCAGGGAUUCCAAUUCUGAUUCAUCAGUAUGUAACUGGAUGAGUCUUGCAGCCUCUUUCUGUCCUAGCUUACCUCUGAUGUGAAAUGGCAAUAUCAGCAAUACUUAGCUGGAAAUUCAAUUAUUAAACACAAAGAAACAGUUAAUUUUUAUUCCAAGUAUAAUUGAUAUAAAAAGAACUACAUAGAAAACUUAAGGGAUAACUUACUAAAUUAAUAUAUUUUUGAAUGAGAACAAGUCAAAGGGCAAAUAUUGAGUGUCAGUUUUUUCUGCAAGGUUUUCUGGGUCUGAGUGAGUAAAGUAACUCAUAGGAAAUGGCAGAAUGGUGUCAGGGAUUCUGCAGUGGAAAUACCUCCUUGUCACAAAUGGAGAUCUGGAGACUUUCUCAAUGAUACUUUCAUUUAUCAUUGUAGAUGCUAGUUAUGCCCACAUGUUUAUUGUUUUAAAAACCUCAUUAGCCAACUCCCUACAUUCAGAGAAUUUAUUCACCAUUUGUCAUUUCACUUCUUUCAUUGAACUAGACUUAAAAGGCUACUCAUUUUUUUAAAUAUUCCUGAUUUUGCCUGCUAUUUUUAACACUUUUAAUAUUUUUAACUGGCGUCAAAAUUUGUGCAUAUUUAUGGGGUACUACAUGAUGUUUGAAUACAUCUAUAUGUUAUGUAAUGUCUAAUGAAGUAAAUAUAUAUCCUAAACAUUGCCUUUUCUUUAUAGUGAAAAAAAUCAAAAUCACAGUGUUUUUUAAAUGUACUUUUUUUUUACAGUUCCCCCAAAUUUGCAUUUUCAUGCCACAGAAUGUCUUCAGACAAUACCUUCAUUUGUGUAUCUCCUAAAUUUUUUACUGGAGUAAUGCACAGAAGAGAAAAUUAAACAUCUAUUCUGGAUUAUAAUGUGUAAAGGGGAAGAGACCCUUUAAGUAAAAAUCAUACAAAUACAAAGUAAUUUCACUAUAGUUGAAAAUGACCCAUGGAAUAAUAUAUUGCUCAGCACCAUAAAGUGAAAAUGAUAUUUCCAUAGCUUUUGGAAAAAUGCUUCUGCAGUGAAAUUACUUAAUCAUAUUAACUGUUUAAGGAUUUCCACACAUUAAUUUUUUACUGGACUAAUGAAAUGUUUUAGUCAACUUGAACAAUAUGUCACAAACAUUUUUAACAGUCCUAUGUGAGGUGAUAUGUGCAUCAGGAAAUGGCAUGCCUGAGUCUCCUCACUUAUCAGCUGAAUCCUUUUGAAGUCAAGAGGUUUUUCCACCAGAAAAAUAAGUUGAUGAAAGUUAUCUUUUUUUAAUUUGACAUGUAGAAGUUUUUGGAAAAGAUUUAUUUAUUUUGAAAGGCAGAGUUACAGAGAGGAAGAGGCACAGAGAGAGCUUCCAUCUGUUGGUUCACUCCCUAAAUGGCCACAACAGCCAGAGCUGGGAUGAUCCAAAGCCAGGAGCCAGGAGCUUCUUCUGGGUCUUCCACGCAGGUACAUGGGCCCCAGGACCUGGGCCAUCUUCUGCCUUCCUAGGCCAUAGCAGAGAGCUGAAUCAGAAGUGGAGCUGCAGGAACUCGAACUGGUGCCCAUAUGGGAUGCAGUACUGCAGGUGCUGCCUUUACUUGUUAUGCCACAGUGCUGGCCCCAACAUGUAGAAAUUGUGUUUUCUGUGACCUGGGGACAAAAGCUGUAUGGAGAACUUGAAUUCAGAGUGGAAAUAUAGCAAAUAUAUAUAACAAAUGUUGAUCAGUUAGGUAGUUUUUUAAUUUAUAAUGUAAAAUAUAAAUAAUAUAAAAAGCACUGUUCAUGGUUCACUCCCCAAAUGCCUGAAACAGCCAGGGCUGGGACGUACCCAAGCCAGGACCCUGGAACCCAGGAUGGACCUCUCCCAUGUGGGUGGUAGGCACUCAAGCCCUUGUACCAUCAUGUGCUUGCUCCUUGGGUGUAAAUUAACAGGAAGGUGGAUUGAUAGUGGAGCCAGGAUUCAAACCCAAAGACUCUUCAUGGAAUGUGGGUGUCCCAAGUGGUAUCUUAACAACUGGGCCAUAUGUCUGCCCCAUGAUAUUACAGUGUCGAUAAACUGAAAACUUGUAAUGUAAUCUCAGGAAUUAUUGAGGCUUCAGUGUACCUACAAACUAGUAAACACUAACAAUUUGAUUAUCCAAGAAAUUAUUGAACUACAUACUAUUGGGAAAAGACAUUUACAAAUCCAGAAAUGCUUUCCAAAAGUGGAAUAAAGAAAGAAAACAUUUAAAUUAAAAUACCAGAAUGUUCUGGGUAAUAGAAAUUGCCAAGAAAUUGAAGAUAAAAAACUCCCUUUUAUGCAGCCCAUUAUGUACCUGUUUUCCUGAUAAAUUAGCCCUAUAGAAAGAAGACUUAAUAUCACCAUUGAUCACACAUAGUUUAUUCUGACUCUGGUAACAAGUGUAUGAGAGGUCUUCAAAAAGUUUAUGGAAAAUGCAUGUUAUGGAAACAAUGUCAUUUUUUGUACCAAAAUAAAAAACUUGUUAUAACA